AUGCAGUGUUGCUUCGCAUGCAUAUCUUGGAAGAAAUUAUUCGAUACUGUAAUUUAUUCACGAAAUGCAGUAAACGCAGUAAACGUUAUCAACGAAAAGAACGAAUCACUAAUGUUAUCUGUUCCACAAACUUCUCAGGGUAAAGUUUCUGAGACUAGGCGUUUGAAAGUUGCUCUUGCAAGUGGUCGAAGCUUAAUGGAUUGGAUCAAGUUGACAUCAUCCAGAAGUAUCGCGGCAAAGAUAAAACGAGAUGUCGAUCAUGUUGAGCUCAGUAAACAUGCAAGUGUUGGCGACUGCUGGAUUUUACUCGGUGAAAAGGUGUACGAUGUGACAGAUUAUUUGGCAUUUCAUCCAGGUGGUGUUGAGGAGCUAAUGCGUGUUGCUGGUACGGAUGGUACAGAUCUUUUCAACAAGAUGCAUGCUUGGGUUAAUUAUGACACAAUGUUGAAAACUUGCUUUGUUGGUACUUUCAACGGCGAUAGAUAUAAAUUACCCGAGCCGAAAACAACGAAUUUUACUGAAGAAACAAAUUCAGACAUCGUCAAUUUUGAAACAGCUAGGGUAAGAGCAGAAGUUAAUUCUGACGGUCAGUUAUCAGUAAGUUGUCCGAAAUGGGAUCAGCUGAAAGAUGAAAAUGUAUCCUUGGAAUUUACGGAGAAUGUGCUGAGACUCUUAUUGCAUUUUUCUUCCGGUAAAACAGAGGCAUUACAAUGGACAAACAUAUCAACAGCUUUUUUUACUGAACCUUUUCGUGUUGGUAUUAAUGACAAAGCAAUAUUUUUGUCAUAUAAAAUGAUUGAUGAGAAUAUCAGUCGUCAGUGGACUUCGGGAUCGUAUCAUUAUAAACCAGUAUUGAAGUAUCGAAGUUGUGUGAUAUUUGAGAUGUAUGAUAUAACACACGAUACUACUUCAGUUGUUUUGCAAAUGGCUUCUCACUGUCGUUUAAUGAUACCUAUCGGGCAUCACGUUCUGCUGCGGAUCUGCGUUAAUGGAAGUUUGAUCGAACGUCCAUAUACUCCGGUUCUUGUGUCGGAAGAUGGGCAGUUCAUCUCAUUUAUGAUAAAAUUUUAUAAAAAUGGUGUUUUCACUUCAAAAUUGCGCAGCAAAAAAUGUGGGGAUUUGAUCGAAAUUAGCGAUGCGUUAGGAUGUUUUAAUGUGUUGCCCGAUUACCCUGGUAUCGUGUUAAUGCUCGCAGCUGGAACGGGUUUAACACCCAUGAUUCGAUUUAUGGUUAAACGUUUGAAAAAUAAUAAAAAGGCAACUAUAAUUCUCUUCAACAGAAAGGAGAUGGAUAUUGUAUCAGACGACUAUUUUACGAAGUGUGAAAUGCCACUGAGUCAUCCUUUGCUAGAGAUAAAACAUUGUUUAAGUGAAGCUGACGAGAAAUGGGAUGGCGAAAAAGGCAUUAUUUCGAAGCAAAUACUUUCAAAAUAUAUUGAUGAAGAUGUGAAAAAAACCGGUUAUCGAAUAUUAAUUUGUGGGCCUGAUCCUUUCAUUAGUCUUGCAACAAAAUUGUUGAGAGAAUCAGGAGUGUCUCUGAAACAUAUUUAUAUUUUCCAGAGUUAA
This is a messenger RNA of Brugia malayi, 1566 nucleotides long. Its product is annotated as Cytochrome b5-like Heme/Steroid binding domain containing protein. The record is from RefSeq and is a predicted model, not a curated record. Lineage: Eukaryota; Metazoa; Nematoda; Chromadorea; Rhabditida; Onchocercidae. Gene Ontology annotation, biological process: generation of precursor metabolites and energy; superoxide metabolic process. Gene Ontology annotation, molecular function: heme binding; oxidoreductase activity. The transcript is spliced from 13 exons. Gene Ontology annotation, cellular component: endoplasmic reticulum. Bases 1 to 1566 code for a protein of 521 amino acids.